Molecule: messenger RNA, 851 nt
Organism: Aureococcus anophagefferens
Lineage: Eukaryota; Pelagophyceae; Pelagomonadales; Pelagomonadaceae
Exons: 1
Coding region: 55-837 (260 amino acids)
Biological process (GO): maturation of 5.8S rRNA; maturation of LSU-rRNA
Cellular component (GO): nucleolus; preribosome, large subunit precursor
Source: RefSeq, a predicted model, not a curated record
GGCGUUCGUGCGCGUCGGCCACCGCCGAGGCCGCGCGGCUAAAGCUAAACAACCAUGCCCCAGCACGAGCACAUCGACCAGCACCGGAAGCGCCACGGCGAGCGCCUCGACGCGCCCGAGAAGCGGCGCAAGAAGGAGGCGCGGUCCGUCCACGAGAAUGCGAAGUUCGCCAAGAAGGUCCACGGCCUGCGCGCCAAGCUCUACAACAAGCAGCGCUUCAAGGAGAAGGCGACGAUGCGGAAGACGAUCGCGAUGCACGAGGAGAAGGAGGCGCGCGCGCGGAACGACGACGGCGCGAACGACGGCGCCGUGCCCGCCUUCCUCCUGGAUCGCGAGGGCGCGUCGCGCGCGAAGAUCCUCUCCAACUCCAUCAAGCAGAAGCGCGCGGAGAAGGCGGGCAAGUGGUCCGUGCCCAUCCCCAAGGUCAAGCCCGUCGCCGACGACGAGAUGUUCCGCGUGCAGCAGUCGGGCAAGCGCAAGAAGAAGUCCUGGAAGCGCGUCGUCACCAAGGUGACCUUCGUCGACCCCAACUUCACGCGCAAGCCGCCCAAGUACGAGCGCUUCAUCCGGCCGAGCGGCCUCAGCAUGAAGAAGGCGCACGUCACGCACCCGGAGCUCAAGGCGACGUUCUGCCUCGACAUCAUCGGCGUCAAGAAGAACCCGAGCUCCCAGAUGUACACGACCCUCGGCGUCAUCACGAAAGGCACGGUCAUCGAGGUCAACGUGUCCGAGCUCGGCCUCGUGACGACGACGGGCCGCGUCGUCUGGGGCAAGUACGCGCAGGUGACGAACAACCCGGAGCUCGACGGCUGCAUCAACGCCGUGCUGCUCGUGUAAUUCGUGGGGGUUUU